Synchiropus splendidus (mandarinfish) is the source of this 2046-nucleotide messenger RNA. It is a transcript of the gene gulp1a, whose product is annotated as GULP PTB domain containing engulfment adaptor 1a. The record is from RefSeq and is a predicted model, not a curated record. The coding region runs from base 204 to 1343 and encodes 379 amino acids. NCBI's taxonomy places the organism in Eukaryota, Metazoa, Chordata, Actinopteri, Syngnathiformes, Callionymidae. The transcript has 12 exons.
CACCAUUGCCGGCGUGUGGCUGACGUCAGUGGCCGGGGAGAGCAGCAGUGGAGGCGGGCAUAGAAGGAGGAGGCAGUCGGCUGGAUGUGUGGAGCGCAGUGGACGGAGUCUUUCCUCGGGACUAUUCCUGCUUCUUCCUCUUCACCUUCGUUGGAAUAUUGGACAUCUCUCUGGAGGAUCCUUGAACCCACAGACUUUCCACUAUGAACCGAGCCUUCAACAGGAAAAAAGAGAAAUCGUGGAUGCACACUCCAGAGGCGCUCGCCAAACAUUACAUACCCUACAAUGCCAAGUUCCUCGGGAACACAGAAGUGGAAGCUCCGAAAGGCACCGAAGUUGUCAAGGAUGCCGUUCGGAAGCUCAAGUUCCAGAGACACAUCAAGAAGUCGGAGGGGCAGAAGAUUCCCAAAGUUGAGCUUCAGAUUUCCAUUUACGGAGUGAAAAUCCUCGACCCCAAAACAAAAGAUGUUCAGCACAACUGUCAGCUACACAGGAUUUCCUUCUGCGCGGACGACAAGACCGACAAGAGGAUAUUCACUUUCAUCUGCAAAGACUCCGAGUCCAACAAGCACCUGUGCUACGUGUUUGACAGCGAGAAGUGUGCUGAAGAGAUCACCCUCACCAUCGGGCAGGCCUUCGACCUGGCCUAUAAGAAGUUCCUGGAGUCCGGAGGGAAAGACGUGGAGACCAGGAAACAGAUCGGGGGACUUCAGAAGCGAAUCCAAGAGCUGGAGACAGAGAACUCUGAAUUGAAGAUGCAACUUCAAAAUCUGGAAGAACAACUGAUGAUCGCUCAUGAGCCACCGCCGCUCCACAUUACCUCUUCUAAUGAAGCCUACAUGCUGCAGAGACCUUCCUCUCUCUUCUGGUGCCACAGCCUCCAGUCUCUCUCCUGCCUGGAGAUCUCCUCGGUCACACUCACCCCCAUGAGCUCGCCGGAGUCCAACCUGUCGGCCGGCCUACUAACGCCUCCUCCUGCCAAACCUGCUUUCCUUUCUUCUAAACCCUCCGAGGGCUGCAGCAUCCCGCGACCUCGUGCCGGUAGCAUCUCCAUGAAGCCUCAGUCCACAGAUAUUUUCGACAUGGUUCCCUUCUCACCUGUGACGCCUCUGGUGCCGAUGGUCGCCAGCAAUGGCUGUCCACCCCCUCCCCCGACCUCCCUGCCACCUGACAUCAGGAAAGAUUUGUUCGGAGCGGAACCGUUUGAUCCGUUCACCUGCGGAGCUGCCGACUUCCCGCCAGAUAUUCAGUCUCAGCUGGAUGAGAUGCAGCGUCAGAGAUGGUUUGUAUCUGCUGCUCUCUGUGUCUGUCUCCAGCUGUUGCAUGUUGCCAUAGUAACGUGAUGGUGAAAACAUCUUCGUCCAGUUUGUACGGAAGAUGAUUUUCUCUCACCUGGUGCCGGUGUUUAAAUGUCAUGAUGUGGACUGAAGCAAAUGGUGUCAUGUCUGAUGUGAUGUCAUUCUGGAUGGAAAAACGCAGACGCAUCUAAUCCUGGCAACAUUCUACGGUCCACCAUGACCUGUAUAAUUCCAUCAGUGAUCAAAAGAUGGCAGUGUUGAGUGUGUUUUUUUGCUGUUUUAUUUUGGAGAGGUUGCAAACUUUUAAACAAAUAUUUUAUAUAUUGUGUUAAUUACUCUCAUAUUAUUGCAUUUUUAUUCUAAUAAUUACUUUAAUACAAGAUGUAUUAUGUAUGUCAUACUUUUGCUUUUUUUUUGUACAUUUUGUUUUAUAUUUCGUCACUUCAAUAAAAUAAUAUUUUUUGUAUAUGUAGUUAUGACAGAUUCCUGUGAACUCCGUGACCCAACUUUCUUUUGAAUGCAUGUGUAUGUCUUUACAAUUCUUAUUUAAAAUUCUACAAACCCUCACAGAUUUUUUUUUGGUCAAUUCAAUAAUGGAUGACCUUUUAGUAGUGGCGUGAACAGUGUCAGAGUCCCAUUGCUGCCCAGAACUGUAACUGCAACUUUUGACUUCACUCUUCCAGUGUUGUUUUUCCAUCCACCGUGUUGAAGAUCGGUCACACACUGUGUCACUCACUCACCUUGCUGU